AGCGCAGCGGUGCCGAGCCGAGAGCGGCACUCACGACAGCUUUCGCCUCUCGACUGGAGCGUCGUCAACGCUAAUCGAGGCGACGUUUCGUUUUCUACCCGUUACUUUCUUCCUUCUUUCCACGAGGAAGAGGAGAAAAAAGCAUUUCAAGCUGUCGGUCGAGGUUAUUUCGUAGCUGAAAUCCCGCAAGAUUCUGCGGGAUUCGUUCCCGUUUAAUUAUCUCUUGUUCGCGUCCCGUGAAAUCGAACGUCCCCCUGUCGCUCUCCUCCGGUUGUUUGAUCAGCUUCAGGAGGUGCAGCUUCGGCAAAUUGGCGAUGCGAUCCGCGCGGACGGUGCACCGGCGAUUAACGCGUACGUGCUGGGAAUACUCGAGACGAACGGGGAAAGGUAGAAGCUGUUUGGAGAACCAUGGACGGAAGUCUACGUUAGAUGGUCGCUGGUCGUGGAUCUCGCGUGGACUAUGAAGCCUGAUCGACGAGCGAUCGAGGCGAGACGCCUGUAAAUUUUUCAAACCACACGGAAGUCUAUCGAUAGUUGAAGGGAUUUCAAAGAAUCGAAUCGUUCAGGAAGAAUUAAAGUUGUUUGUGGAUGAAAAGAGUUUCUUAUUCCGACAGUGUGUAAUUUGCUUCGUUGAAUGGCAACAUAGAAAAGUGUGUCGUUAUGCUCCCCUGCGUUUAGAGCGAACCCCCAUGUUUCGAUUAAUCAAGUGACCGGUUAAGUUUCUCGAUACGCAGUGACAUCAAUAAGCGAUGACCAGUGAUUACGCGAACUCGCGUCGUUCUAUCGUCUCGCAUUUUUCCAGCAAGUUUUUCUUCGCCGAAAACGACCGCGUGAUCUACAUGGAUCGACUCGGUGUACCGGUGCACCGCGGAAGAGCGAACAAUGGGUAUGAGAAGAGCAGAGGCUAAGUAGCAGGCUGCAGGUACAGGAACAGAGAGGGCGAAACGGGAAGUGUGUGCGUGUGCGUGUGCGUGUGCGUGCCGACUGAGAAAGACAAGAGGGUGAGAAAAGAAAGAAAAAAAUUGGGUGAAAAUCGAGAAGGAGAACGGUAACGAGCGAGUUUGAGGUUCGUGGAAAAGGAAGGAUCUAGAGAAGACGAGGCUGCGUACGGUCGGGGAAAAGAUGAAGGAACAAAGAUUAUGGACGGUGAUUUGCAUGUUGUGUCUCGUAAUGGGUUUGAGCCUGGCACAAACGUCGCAGCUCUGCCCAUCGCACGCUGAGAUAUCGCCCUGUUCCUGCACCUUGAAAAAAUCCGGCCUUGACAUCGUAUGCGAGUUCACCGAUCUCACCCACAUAUCCAAGGUUAUGAGCUCGUUGAAGGGAAGAACGAACACGGUGAUUUUCUAUUUGAGGCUCAGGCAUAACAGCUUGCCGAAAUUGCAGCCAUACGUGUUCCUUGGCCUCGAUAUUCGUCAUUUAACCAUUCACAACAGCAGCCUGGCGAAACUCGAGGAAUCUUCUCUCAGCUCCAUCGGAACUGGCCUGACGCAGCUUGAUCUAUCGCAGAACGCUUUGCUCUCAGUACCAUCGAGCGCGUUGAAAGAUCUUCAGCACUUACUUAUCUUAAACCUGAACCGUAACAAGAUCAAAGCGAUUCAUAAAAAAGCUUUCGAAGGGUUGGACACUCUUGAAAUCCUUUCUCUAUACGAAAAUGAGAUUUCCACUGUGGAGGAGGAUGCCUUCAAAGGGCUACACAAGAAGCUGAGGAGACUGAAUCUGGGAGGAAACGAGUUGAACAAAGUACCGACUCAAGCUCUGCGCACUCUGGACAUGCUGAAAAAGCUGGAGAUGCAGGAGAAUAGGAUCACCGCCAUUGAAGAGGGUGAUUUCGAGGGUCUGAAGAGUCUGGAUUCGUUAGGGUUGGCUCACAAUCAGCUUCGCGAGGUACCCGCUCGUGUGUUCGCUCACUUGACGCAAUUAAACUCUUUGGAGAUGGACGGAAAUCAAAUUACCCACGUUGAUCCGGACGCGUUCAUCGGUCUCGAGGAAAAUCUGCAAUAUUUACGGCUGGGAGAUAAUAAUUUACAUGCAGUUCCGAGCGAUGCGUUACGACGUCUUCAUCGACUACGUCAUCUCGAUUUAAGGGCGAAUAACAUUACCGUGCUCCCGGAGGAUGCUUUCACCGGAUACGGAGAUUCCAUUUCGUUCCUCAAUCUCCAGAAGAAUCUGAUCAAGGUGUUACCACCGUUGGUCUUUGAGAACCUGAACUCUUUGGAAACGUUGAAUCUGCAGAACAACAAGCUGACGCAAAUACCGGAAGAAGUGACCGAGAAUAUCGUCGACACCCUUCGACACAUCGAUAUCACAGACAAUCCAUUGAUCUGCGACUGCGAGCUGCGAUGGUAUUCCGUCUGGCUGGGAAAUCUACGGGACAAGGACGACGAAAGAAUGUCGAGGAAACGAACGGUGUGCACGAUGAUCAGCGAGCACCGGGAGUACUCGGUUCAGAAUCUACCUUUGGAGAGAAUGGGCUGCGUCGGGAAAAACGCUGGGCGAACCUCGUCAGCUGGCAGUAGCUGCAUGUACGUCGACACGAUGUUACAAAUCCUAGCGGCUGCUAUUGUUCUGUUUUAAUUGCGUUCCCUUCAGACACACGACCCUCGACGAUCUCAGUCUCCUCCGGCUCUGAUGCGAAUCCGUUUUUCUGAUCAAAGAAACGCGAGAACCCGCGCCGGUUUGUAAUCCUUCUCUUCGUUGAAUCCAUCGUUCCGUCGUCGAGAAAUCGUGCCACGAUCGCGGAGACGUGACACGAUUCUACGAUUAACAUGUUUAUUCAUGGUGGAAUGCUUUUUGAAAAUCAAUAGCUCCCUUCCUGGAGAUUUCUACGAUUCAUCAAAGACUCGAAAGGAUCUAGUCGAUCGUUUAAUUGUAAGAUACUUGUUAACCGAGGAAGAGGAGUUAAUUGAGAGGGAAAUACAUCGCAGUAGCAAUAUUGUACCUUGUACAAGAUAAAUUAACUCAGCUUCAUUCGCUCUUUGUUACAGUCACGAGGGGAAAUAGUUCCUUCUUGGUUGAAAAAUGACUCGGUUAACAGGUUAAUCCGUCAAAUUGACGGUGAUACUUUUAUCAUGAUAAUUUUAUGCUCUAGUUACAUGGAUUCAAAGUGAACAGCAGUCGACUAGUCUCUCGGGGUGUCAGUCGCGAUUACUUGCAGAAUGUUUCAUUGUUUUAUUUGAGGAAUGAUAUAUCUAUAAGCAUUUUGAUUAUGAUCGACGAAGGGAUGGAAAACCAUGGUGAAAGGAUGACGAAAAAAAAAUAUAUAAACGAGGGAAUCUCGAUCGAGACGUGCGAUGAGAGGGUGAAACGAAGGCACCACGACAUCACGAUUAUUAUCACGCGAGCCUUUUUUCACCGAACGUUACAUAUCAAGAUCGUUGCCAAGUAUUUUCUGGAUGUCUGUUACACUCGCGAUAACGCGAGACGCGUAAGCAUAACUCGAUAGAAAAUUCGAAUGUCUGUAGUUUAGUCGUCAUUCUAUUGGUCCACGGACAUUCAUCUUAAUACAUAUCAACGCGUUCCCGAAACGUUGGGACAAGUUAUUAAUAAUUUCUUGAUGUUACGUUCCGUACGUCACAAUCCCGUCGUAGUUUGCAUCGUGGAUCAUCGUUUUCUUUUCCACUGUCCAUUGUUGUAGAAAGUAACGGGAAUGAUCAUCUGGUAGACGAAUUCAUAAAUCUAGACUUUGAAGACUAUUUCAAUGAUAGUCGAAUAAUUAGAGAACGAAGGAAGAAAAUUCCAAUUACCACUAAAGUUACGCUACAUAAUUCAAUUAAAACUUUAGAUUGAUAAAAGUAUCCCUAGUACUCUUUAAAAAAUAACAACAAAAAAAUACAAAAAAAAAAAAAAAACAGAAGAUUCAGUUCACUUGAAAGGUGUCAAAUUUUCAUCCUCUUUUAUACAUAUAUUUUUUAUAGAACAUUUCAACGCGUUGAAAUUAAGUUCAUGGUGAAAAAUAUUUUUAAAAAAUGUAUCGAUACGAGUAAAGCAAUCGUAUGUAAUCGAUCAUUAGCCAUACCCUUUUAGAGGCGUAGUCUUUACCAUUAAAUAGAUCUUCAGAUGAUUCCGGUUGCUUAACUCCAUUCACAAAGGACCGACCAGUCGAAAUGGAAUAACGACUGCUGAUGAAACGUAAUGUACUCAACAGGAAACCGACACUUGUCAAUUCCAUUCAAAUGGCUUGGUAGCUUCUGUUUCGUAGCUAUACUGCUCUCUUAGGACAGGAACGCUUACACGCACACACGAGAAAAUUACAUCGUUGUCUUUCAGCGAACGAAGACGUUGAAACGAUCUACGUAUGGCGUACGUCGCAGUAAAACUUUUGCAACGCGAACCCGUAUCAUUUUUCAACGACUUAUAGCUUCGGUUUAUUCGCCUAUCCCUCUACCAUUUUCUUUCUUAUUUCAACAGCGCACAGAUUGUGACGUGCGAACAACGGUUGCUUGUAUUUAGAGUUGCGAAACGUGUUCGAAGUUCGCUUAGAAUGGCUGACGUCAAAGAAAUCUGCAAUAUUUUUCGAUGAACGUGAGAAAUUAGAUUAAUUACACGAAACGAAGAAAGUAUUAGGACAAAUCCUGUACAUCUAAUGUUAUAUUAUCAAUUAGAUGUAUACUUGUAUAUCGUAGAAACGAGUUUAAUACUCUGUCACCAGUACGGUAGAACCUGCGUUAUUGAAAUUAAUAAGGAAAUUAAUUUAUUUUGAUAAUAGAACAUGAACUGAGAAUAACAAAAAUGAAUAGCUUUGCAAUAGUCCAUCUUUCACUUCAAUAAUUAAUACUACAUAUUUUUAUUUUCAUUUGUAAUAACUUGCAAAUAACUUAAUAGGAGAUUUGAAUACCGCAGGUUCCAUUGUAUUUAUUCUAAAACGCUGAAGAAAAAGAAAAACAUAUCGUCGAACACCUUUCGUAGACUGUAUAUCACGCGAAACAAUAUUAUUGAAGAUACGUUCACAGAACGUAGUGGUUAUUAAAGUAUUCACGUGGAAAGUAAAUUGUGUUUUACAAUUGAUUAGAUAGGUAAGAGAAUACUAAGAUUAAGCUAUAUUAAUUCUACGAAUAAUGUUGCAUAUCGAAGUUAGAUUAACGAUAUAACUGGUACGUUGUAACGCGAAUUGCCAUUCCAAGAUAAAUCGAAGGAGAAUAAUGAUAAUAAAUGAAAUAGUUAUGUCGAGAUAACUAUUGCACCAAAAAAAAAAAGAAAGAAAAAAAAAAUAGUAAUUUAGAAUCUAAUGAAGAUUAGUUACUCAGUCUUUCGUUUCAUUAAGAAGCUCCAUAGAAAGAGUAAAAGUAAAGAAACAACAUUCUACUUCGAUUAAAGGAUAAGGCUUCGUGUUGAUAUCACACAACACACACAUAUCAUUUAUACGCCCAAAUUUUACCUGUAAGAUAAUGGUUAAAUGAUAGUGAUUUAAGACUUCAUUGAUAUAAUCUUUAAAGAUCGUAUACAUAUCGUGAACGUAUGAGAUUUAAGAGAAUUUAUUUGUUAAUAUAUAUAUAUAUAUAAUAUAUGUACGUUACGUAUAAUAUACACACAUUAUUACGAUCAUCAAAGAUAUAUUAUAUACCUAUAUAUUAUAUAUAUACAUAUACGCAUUGGAUGUUUUUUCUAAGAAGUUUCAUCGAUAUGAAAAUAUAAAGUUACUGAUUGCAUCCUGUUCUUUCAAGCGGAAUAAUCAGACUACCACUGAUCCUUUGUUCUCUUAUUUUUCAUAAUGCAAGAAUACAUGUUUUAAACGUUGAGUCUAUUAAUUGAAAGUCUGAAUUAUAGUUAAAUCGAAACGAUACGCCCAGUGGAAUUCUCUGCAGGCCCUACAUAUAGCUUAGGAUCCGCAGUUGGCAUAUCGACAACCUUUCAAAUCCUUAUUUUCAUACGAAUUCAUCUAUUAAAAGGAAAUCAUUCCCUUGAACGACAGGAUGCAAAGGGACAUAAAGUGACGAAAAAAAAAAAAAAAAUAUCAGUAGAUACAGAAACGAAGAAUAGUAACGUUAGCAUAGAUGCACAUAUAUUCAGUGAGACAGGAGUUCAGAUCCCAUGAUUAAAGACUGAAUCAAAGGGUGAAAGGAAAGUAGAACAGUAUACAAAAUAUUCGCUCUGAUUUAUUAAUCUGCCCUGUGUAUAAUUUAUCAGCGACAUCGUAUUAUUUUGCAGCCGCAAAUUAAAAUUUCCUUUCGGUACAUGCAGUGUCAAAUACACUAGCUUUCUUUAGGGAAAAAUACAGUGCGAAGAAAGGAGACUCCAUCAGUCGUUUUAAUAUUUAAUGGCAGAAUCGAGUCUAUCGUUCAUUUUAAUCAUUAUUAAAGAAACCUAUUUGUUUCGAAAAAAAAAAAAAUAUUAAAAUAUAUAAUCGUUUGGUGAAGCCAAAUUUAAAA
Messenger RNA from Osmia lignaria (orchard mason bee), 6365 nucleotides. RefSeq lists its product as uncharacterized. Gene Ontology annotation, molecular function: protein binding. The record is from RefSeq and is a predicted model, not a curated record. Gene Ontology annotation, cellular component: extracellular matrix. NCBI's taxonomy places the organism in Eukaryota, Metazoa, Arthropoda, Insecta, Hymenoptera, Megachilidae.